UAAUCCAAAACGACUUCUAUUGUGAUGAUUUACUUACCGGAGCUGAUGAAGAGUCUGACUUACUUAAUAUUAAACAAGCCGUAUCUAAUUCGCUGUCUCGGGGUUGCUUUAACUUGCGAAAAUAUAGGUCAAACUCUCAACUUCUGAUUAAUUCUGAAUUAGAAAAUAUACAAAAUGACAGUCUUGUAUUGAGUCAAUCACUUCAUACGCUAGGAUUAUUAUGGAAUCCUACGCAAGACACACUUCAUUUUAAUAUUGACGAUAGUAGUGCUUCACCUGAUAAAGUAACUAAACGGUCUAUUUUGUCCACGACAUUUAAGAUAUUCGACCCUUUGGGCCUUUUGACCUUGUGUACUGUCAAACCCAAAAUUCUCUUACAGAAACUUUGGUCUCUUAAAUUGGAUUGGGAUACUCAAGUGCCCCCUGAAAUUCAGCGAGCCUGGGCACACUUCAUAGAUAACAUAAAAUACCUGAAGCUUCUUACUGUGCCCAGGAACAUAUUUGAUAACAGUGACUCACCUUCAUUUAUUGAACUUCAUUCCUUCUCUGACGCCUCGCAAGCUGCGUAUGGCGCUUGUAUGUACAUCAAAGCCACCUUUCCCUCGGGCAAACAAACUGUAAAUUUGCUUUGCUCUAAAUCACGCGUGACUUCGACGCGUUCUGCGACUACACCGAGAUUGGAACUUGCUGCGGCGCUUCUUGCCAGUCGCCUUGCUUCGACGGUAAGCAAAGCGUCUCGCAAGCCUAUAGCACGCUGUACUUACUGGUCCGAUUCCAGUGUAGUAUUAGCAUGGAUUAAUACAUGUCCCUCAAAAUUAAAAACGUAUGUCGCGAACCGUGUCGCAGCUAUUCAAGAGCUCACCGGGAGCUCGGCGUGGCGCCAUGUCCCCACAGCUCUGAAUCCUGCCGAUCUUGCAUCUCGCGGGAUCGACCCUCAGCAUGUACAGUCUCAACAGUUGUGGUGGCAUGGCCCAUCCUUUCUUCUAGAACCCGAGGAAAAUUGGCCAGUUCUUAAUACUAACUAUGUGACCCAUGAUUUACCUGAAUUUAAAACAGCGAACCCUUCAUUUUUGACUAAUGUGGAACACAAAGGGGACGUUCUCAUAGAUUUCCAUAAGUACUCGCAAUUAAGUAAAUUUAAAAGGAUUAUUGCCUAUGUAUUACGCUUCAUCAAUAUCAAAUGCAAAAAGCAAUGUUUGAAGGGCCCGCUAAGUGCAAUAGAACUUGAAAAUGCCUUAACUGUUUUGGUGAAGCUGUCACAACAACAAUCAUUCCCUGUAGAUUUACCUACACUUGUAAAUAACAAAAAACUAAGCCCUAAAUCACGUCUCAUUUCAUUAGCUCCAUUUGUUGACUCUCAGGGGAUCCUGAGAGUAGGGGGCAGACUAGGUAAAUCCAGAUAUGACUUUUCUGUAAAACAUCCCAUACUUCUUUGUUCCAAACACACACUCACAAAACUAAUUUUCACUUACGAACACAAACGCCUCUUACAUGCGGGACCUCAACUCAUGUUGGCAUCCGUGCGUGAGCAGUUCUGGCCCAUUGGGGGUAGGGACUUAGCACGACGCACGGCUCGCAAAUGUGUCAUUUGUAUUCGGCAAUAUGGCCGAACAAUGUCCAAUAUAAUGGGCAAUUUGCCAUCACAACGUGUCACGCCCGGCUUCCCAUUUUCUACUAUAGCUGUCGAUUUUGCAGGUCCAUUUAUGAUCACUGAUCGGCGAGGCCGUGGCUGUAAGAUAACAAAAUGUUAUUUAUGUCUUUUCAUAUGUCUUAGAUUUAAAUGUGUACAUUUGGAGGCAGUGAGUGAACUUUCUAAGGACGCCUUCAUAUUGUCCCUGCGCCGCUUCAUUUCACGUAGGGGUAAGCCAAAAGAAAUCUACUGUGACAACGGCAAAAACUUUGUUGCCGCUGCCAAGGAGAUUAAUACCUUUUUCAAACAAAAUUCUGGCCCUAUAUUAGAGUUUGCAGGUGAUCAUAACAUUGAAUUUAAAUUCUCCCCGGCUUACGCUCCUAAUUUUAACGGUUAUGUAGAGGCUGGCAUUAAAUCAGCAAAAUUUCAUAUUAAGCGCAUUUUAGGGAACACGCACCUCACAUUUGAGGAGCUUUCGACUUUAUUUGCUCAAAUUGAGGCUGUCCUUAACAGUCGUCCUCUCUGCCCCCUUUCCUCCUCUCCCAAAGACUACGCAGCGCUCACACCCGGGCACUUUCUCCUUGGCAGGCCACUGACGUCGCUUCCGGCCCCGGACCUGACGGAAGCCAACAUUCGCAACUUGGACCGCUUCAAUCGGCUGGAGCAGAUAAGGCAGCACUUCUGGCAGCGCUGGCAGUCCGAGUACGUCAUGGAGCUGCAGCAACGUUCCAAAUGGAGAACGCGCGCCAGGGAUCUGCAGCAGGGAGACCUAGUCCUUAUUAAAGAGGAAAAUCAACCCCCAAUGUUAUGGCGUCUGGGCAGAGUGCUGAAGCUUCAUACUGGCUCAGACGGAGUACCACGAGUCGCAGAUAUUGAUACCGUGCGAGGAGUUGUCAGACGGGCUCUGAACCGUAUAUGCCUUCUUCAUGAUUCUUGAAAGCAGGGCUUUCAAGGGCCCCCAGCAUGUCCGCGCCGCUGCGCACAACGUCAUCAGACGAGCGUGAGGGUGAGGAACCCCGCCAAGCCGCCACCAGCUACCGGCGCAGCCGACGCUCUUUCUAUUUCGCCACAGGUCGCCGGACCGAACACACGCGGCCGCGAUCCAUUUUCUAUACAAUUUUUAUACUAUGUAAUACAUAGUUAUUAAAGGCUAAGUCCUAAACUAAA
This is a messenger RNA of Cydia pomonella (codling moth), 2797 nucleotides long. RefSeq lists its product as uncharacterized. The record is from RefSeq and is a predicted model, not a curated record. Lineage: Eukaryota; Metazoa; Arthropoda; Insecta; Lepidoptera; Tortricidae. Bases 579 to 2567 code for a protein of 662 amino acids. The transcript has a single exon. Gene Ontology annotation, molecular function: nucleic acid binding. Gene Ontology annotation, biological process: DNA integration.